This is a messenger RNA of Hevea brasiliensis (rubber tree), 1287 nucleotides long. Its product is annotated as carboxylesterase 1. The coding region runs from base 229 to 1203 and encodes 324 amino acids. Gene Ontology annotation, molecular function: hydrolase activity. NCBI's taxonomy places the organism in Eukaryota, Viridiplantae, Streptophyta, Magnoliopsida, Malpighiales, Euphorbiaceae. The transcript has a single exon. The record is from RefSeq and is a predicted model, not a curated record.
CCAUGAGAUCCAAUCCCAUAAUUAUGACAAAGAACCUCCAACAACCCUUAUUUGUUUUAUUUGUCUCCUCUUUGAUCCAAAAUAUUCAGCAUCAAUUUAUAUCAUUUGCAUCAGCAAAAAAAAUAUACUAUAUAUACACAUUGAUCAACAUUAACACAAUUCACUUUGAAAUUAAACAUUGAUCAUUACCUACUCUGCACUCCCGAGUCUCAACGAUAGGCAUUAAACAUGCCAGAAAGCAAUACUAUGGACAUUCCUUCUUCCGAUUAUCAACCUCUCAUUGUUUCUAAUCCUGAUGGAACCUAUACGCGUCUCGUGCAACUGCCAACGGUCCCUGCCUCACCUGAUCCCAACAAAUCCACCUACCCGGUCGUCACCAAGGACAUACCUGUUAAUCCCACUAACCGAACUUGGUUCCGGAUUUAUCUUCCCCGCCGUGCGCUUGAUUCUUCCUCCACCACCAACAAGCUCCCUCUCAUAGUUUACUAUCAUGGUGGUGGCUUUAUUUUCUUGAGUGCAGCUUCUAAUAUGGUACAUGAUUUUUGCUUAACAAUGUCUGAACAACUCGAUGCCAUUGUAAUCUCCGUUGAUUACCGCCUAGCUCCAGAAAACCGUCUUCCGGCAGCUUAUGAGGACGCCAUUGAAGCGCUGCACUUUAUCAGUAAUAGCGAAGAAGAUUGGUUGAGGAAAUUUACUGAUUUAUCGAGCUGUUUUUUGAUGGGCACUAGUGCAGGUGGUAAUAUUGCAUACCAGGCAGGGCUACGAGCAUGCGAGCAAGUUCACAAGUUGGAACCCUUGAAGAUCAAGGGCUUGAUACUGCACCAUCCAUAUUUUGGGGGGUUAGAGAGAACCGCGUCGGAGCUGAAAAUGGUGAAGGACCCAAUUUUGCCACUGCCUGGAAAUGACCUCAUGUGGGAAUUGUCAUUGCCAGUCGGAGCAGACCGGGAUCAUAAAUAUUCUAAUCCAAUGGCUGGGCGUGGGUCAAACAUGUUUGAACUUGUUCGGGCAAUCGGAUUACGGGUUCUAGUGACGGCUUGUCAUGGGGAUCCGUUGAUUGACCGCCAGGUGGAGUUUGCCAAAAUGUUGGAGGAGAAGGGUGUAGGGACUGUGGCCCACUUUGGUGAAGGUUGCCAUAGCGUGGAGUUAAUUGACCGGUCUAAGGCUGAGUCUCUGGUUCUGGCCAUUAAAGAUUUCAUGUUUUAAUUUUUAGGAAAGAAUAUUAGGUCUCUCAUAUUUUACAUGACACUCAAUUUAUUUUUUUACGAGGAAAAGAGAAUUACUUUUAUA